CUCUCUCUCUAUAUCCAACUUUUUUUUUUUUAAUAUUUUCUCUUCCUCUCUCAGAGAGAAAUGGAUCAGACACCACCGUUAUCACCGCCGGAGCUAGACCUGGACAACCUCAAAGCCUUGAAAAUACUUGGCAAAGGCGCCAUGGGCACGGUCUUCCUUGUCCACGACAAGGCCAAUUACCCCACCGCGCACUCCCUCUUCGCCCUCAAGGUCGUCGAGAAAGCCAAGCACGAUGCAGAACGUCGUGCUCGCUUGGAAAUCCAGUUUCUCACCCGGCUCUCCCCUCCCGACCCUGCCGACCAGCACCCCUUCCUUCCCCGCCUUCUGGGCCGACUCGAGACUUCUGAGUUUCUCGCCUGGGCCGUCCCCUACUGCUCCGGCUCUGACCUCAACGUCCUCCGGUACCGCCAAACUGACCACGUUUUCUCCCCUGCCGUAAUUCGGUUCUACCUCGCCGAGAUCCUCUGUGCUCUGGAACACCUCCAUUCCUUGGGUAUCGUCUACAGAGACCUCAAGCCUGAGAACAUCCUAAUACAACAUUCCGGCCACGUUACCUUAACGGACUUCGACCUCUCCCGGACCUUAAAAAAGAAACCGUUGGCGGAGAUGUUAGCAGAGGAAAAAAUGAACUCGAUCUUGCUGCAUGACGUCCCAAGUCGACGGAAGCACAGACGAAAUUUGACUCGAUGGAUCCCAAUGGUGCCGGAUUCCAGAAGCAGUUUGAAGAAAACAAAAUCAGCCCGAGUCAGCCCGGUAAACAGGAGAAAGCUCAGUUUCAUCAAUGGAGAACGAUCCAACUCGUUCGUGGGCACCGAGGAGUACGUGGCGCCGGAGGUAGUCCGUGGAGACGGCCACGAAUUCGCCGUCGAUUGGUGGGCUCUGGGGGUUCUAACGUACGAGAUGCUAUACGGAACGACGCCGUUCAAAGGAAAGAACCGGAAAGAAACGUUCCGGAACGUCCUGAUAAAGGAGCCAAGCUUCAUCGGAAAACGCACCGCUUUAACCGACCUAAUCGGACGGUUACUAGAGAAGGAUCCAACGAAGAGAUUGGGGUACCUGAGAGGCGCGUGCGAGAUCAAGGAACAUGUGUUCUUCAAAGGGGUCAGGUGGGACCUACUAACCGAGGUGUCACGACCACCGUUUAUCCCGUCGAAUGACGACGAUGACUUGGCAGAGAAAGUAGCGGGUAGCGGCAUCGAUAUACGGGAAUAUUUCGAAAAUCUCAAGGCUCCGCCACCGUCAAUGCCACCGUCGACGUUACCGUCGCCGUCGUCCGACCAUCGACGGAACGUUUCUUUCUCAGAAUAUUGAUGCACGUGUAAGCGUUAGUUAAUUAGGUAGAGUAAUUCUUUUUUGUUUUUCCUUUUUUUUUUUUUCUUUUUUUUUUUUCUUUUAAUCUUUACCCUUGAUCAGUGUAUAUAAAAUAACGGCGGAACACGGAAAACGGCGGAUUAGUAUAAAGCUACAGACGGUUAAAGCUGUAUUCGUGAAUUGUAUAAACGGUUAUUAUACUU
Rubroshorea leprosula is the source of this 1514-nucleotide messenger RNA. NCBI's taxonomy places the organism in Eukaryota, Viridiplantae, Streptophyta, Magnoliopsida, Malvales, Dipterocarpaceae. The record is from the annotation of a GenBank genome assembly.